CGCCGACUCUAGUCCAAAGUCCGCCAUUGUUUACGGCGUCUUUUAUCCGCCCCUUGCUCCUUCGUUUUCUCUAGUUUGGAUUUUGCCUUCAAACGUUGCUUCAAAUCUAUUCUAAAAUCAUUUUAAGAAGUGGAAAAAAAAAAAGAAAGAAAGAAAAAUUCUGGCAAAUCGAUUUUUGAGUAGCCAAAAAGGAAGUAUCGGUAAUAGUAGGUUGAAUUUUUUUGUUAUGUGGAUAUACAGGUAAUUCCUUGUUCACUUAUUCUUAUCUCUAAUUACGUUUGUAUUUGUAUUUUGCAUUCUUCCUCUGUUUCGAGGAUUUGGAUUUGGAUUGAGAAAAACUAUGCUUUAAGAAGUUUUCUUGGUUGUUGACUUUUCAUUUGGGGCUUGAAUUUUGUAGAUCGGGCUUGAUUCUUGAUUGUUAAGGGUGUCGGAGUCUGCUCCUGCGGUUUUAAUUGGAUAUUGGGGGGUUUUCAUACAUUUUCCCCUUCGAUUUUGUGACAAUUCGUAGAUAUGCGACCAACGAAUUUUUCUUUUUUUUUUUGGGUGUAAUUUUUUAGCGAGUUUUGUAUUAUGUAUUGUGUUUCUGUCGAAUUUGGAGCUAUAAACUGUUUUGUUGUUGACUAAGUUAAGGAUAUAAAGUUCUUAAUUUUUACAUUCGGCUGUCUUGAUUACGCAUGAUGCCCCCUGCUCAUAAAAGAUUAGAACUGCUCAAGAGAGCUUCUUGUUUGCUUGGAAAUCUAAUUUCAUUAUGCUUUGCUGUCUUAGCAUGGAAGUCCAGUACCUGUUAGCUUUGACCAUAUCUAGGUUUUUGGUUUUUGUACUGCUCAUAUUGAAGAAGACAUCUUUCUGUUAUUUCCUUUUCUUUUAUCAGUGUUUUGCUGAGACAAGGUUUGUAUGCUAUUACUGAAAAUUUCAUCAUCAGGAGCAGAGCUGUGUCCGCCUGUAGAGUGAAUAGAGAAGUAGCAUUUUCUUCUUCAAUUAUAUUGAGGUCAUAGAGAGGAAAACAUGUACAAUACGAACACUAACUGCAGUACUCGGAAAUGCAAAUUAUUCUUGAUAUCAUGAUUCGCCAUUGCUGCUCCAGUCUCUUUAAUAGUGCUCAAGGUUUAGAGUUUAUUUGAGUUCCGUGUUUGAGGUUUUGGAUUUCAGCUUGUUUAUAGAUAUUGCUGAAGUAGAUCCACAUGGAAACAAAUACUGCAAAGGCAUUGGAUAGAGCGGUGCUUAAUUUGAAACGAAAGCAGGCUACUCAAUGUGAUGCAAAAUUAAAUGGAGCUUUCCACACUGUGCUACCUCAUUGGUCAUCCUUAACUUUGCCAACAAACAAUUAUGUUAAGCGGAGGAGAUUGGGUGAACAUACAGGCAAGGAUACCAACUAUGGGUCUCAUUUCAGACAAUCCUUACUUAGAUGUUAUUUGAACUUCAAAAAAAGUGGGAGGCCAGAACGGUUAAUGUUCUAUCAGAGUGGUGAAUGGACAAACUUCCCUGAUUAUGUUGUCAACCUGGUUAGAAAAGAACUAGAGAUAAAGAAGGCUUCUGUGGAAGUAGAGUUCAAUGGCUGUCAUCUUGUGCUAGAUUUUCUGCACAUGUAUCAGAUGGACUUGAAAACUGGUUCACAGCAACCUAUUGCAUGGAUUGAUGAGAAGGGGCGCUGCUUCUUUCCUGAAAUUUGUGCUGCUUCUGAUGAAAGAGUUCAUGAACAUCUGUGUGAGGAGCCUUUCGAAUCUAGUGAGAUCAAAUUGUAUCUGGAAAUUGAAUUAAAUGGAGUGGAUGAAUCCAAGUUGAGGGAAUGUAGUGGCGAGUCAAAUGUGGUACUAAAGCAUAUCCAAAUUGAUGCAAAGCACCCCUGCAAUCAGUAUGGUGUAGAAGUUGAAGAUGGUAGUAAUGAGAUAGAUGUUGGAAAUUUUGGCGAAGCUAUUGAACAAAAUCAAGAGAUAGGUUUAGAUGCACAUACUGAAUCUGUAAAUGGAAAAUUGGAUUUGGAUACUGUACAGGAUAUGUUUCUUAAGGGCAUGAAUAAUUAUGGCAUUAUUGACAUAGUGGAGAUAUACCGCUGCUCAAGCACGUUCAUGCAAUCACGAUUGCAGUUAUUCCAGAAGCAGGCUGAAAUUACAAAGAAGUGCCGUGCUGAUGCUAAUAUUCGAUAUGCUUGGCUUGCUUUGUCAAAAGGAGAACUGUCAACAAUCAUGAAGUAUGGGCUUGGGCAUUGUGGUCUAUCUGCAACUAAAUCCACUUAUGGUGCUGGUGUUCAUCUUGCAGCUGUUGACUGUCCUGACAUGAGUGCAAUUAAUUGUGAUGUUGACGAAAAUGGGGUACGGCACAUGGUGUUUUGUCGUGUAAUAAUGGGGAACAUGGAGCUUCUCUGUCCGGGCACUAGGCAAUUUCAUCCCAGUAGUAAUGACUAUGAUAGUGGGGUAGAUGACAUUCAAAGUCCGAGAUACUAUGUAGUAUGGAAUAUGAAUUUGAAUACUCACGUCUAUCCAGAAUUCGUUGUUAGUUUCAAGGUUUCUUCUGAUGCUGAAGGGGAUCAUUUUGGCAAUGAGAGUAAGCAUAAUGUUUCCGGAGUUACUACACCCUAUAAAGGUCCAGGCCUGUUACAAUCUGAGUCUUCUACUGUAGAUAUAAGUAUUAGUCAACCAACUUUAGACCGCGGGAUUCCUCAAGGUAAAGCUGCUAACAUGAACUCUAGAGCUUCAAGCGGUCCAAAAUCGCCUUGGAUGCCUUUUCCUAUGCUCUUUGCUGCGAUAUCGGACAAGGUUUCUCCCAUUGGCAGGGAGCUUAUCAAUACUCAUUAUGAACAAUUCAGGGCAAAGAAGAUAACCCGUGAUGAUUUUGUGAAGAAGUUGAGAUUGAUAGUUGGAGAUACUCUCUUGAGAACUACAAUAACAAAGCUUCAGUACAAGAUACCAUCUGAAUCAGUGUGUGAAUCGGGCGAAAGUCAAUCGGCUACACAAAGGCUGAGGCUGCCUUGAUGCGAGGGAGGUAGAGAUCUCUGAUUCUGCGCUUUUGGCUGAUAUCUACCGAGUGUCAUAUCAAUUAUUUAAACGUUUGAAAUGCGUCGACAUGUAUCUGUGAAUAUGUUGUGGCUAAUAACUUGGCUUGAGUUUGUGAUUCAAGGACUUGUUUGAAGCUGGAUCAUAGUUGCUACUGAUUGUCCAUUAGAGUUGGCAAUGAAUUACGUGAUGGUGCAAUUUUUUUUAAAGUCCAAUUCCUACCUC
Messenger RNA from Neltuma alba, 3215 nucleotides. Its product is annotated as inactive poly [ADP-ribose] polymerase RCD1. The transcript has 7 exons. Bases 1182 to 2969 code for a protein of 595 amino acids. Lineage: Eukaryota; Viridiplantae; Streptophyta; Magnoliopsida; Fabales; Fabaceae. Gene Ontology annotation, molecular function: NAD+ poly-ADP-ribosyltransferase activity. The record is from RefSeq and is a predicted model, not a curated record.